Molecule: messenger RNA, 1173 nt
Organism: Cottoperca gobio
Lineage: Eukaryota; Metazoa; Chordata; Actinopteri; Perciformes; Bovichtidae
Gene: ved
Product: ventrally expressed dharma/bozozok antagonist
Exons: 3
Coding region: 215-1057 (280 amino acids)
Biological process (GO): central nervous system development; neuron projection morphogenesis; spinal cord motor neuron cell fate specification
Cellular component (GO): nucleus
Molecular function (GO): sequence-specific double-stranded DNA binding
Source: RefSeq, a predicted model, not a curated record
CUUUGAUCUUGGGGCUGAGGGAGUUUGAAGCCCCUUAUAAAUACAGACAAGCUGGGAUGAGAGGGGCAGUUAAAACUCUCCCAGCACCAGGACGCACCAGCACACAUUCUCCUGCACUCUGGACUGAACUUUUAAAAACUGCUCUUACCAACAACAAAAAAAGGAUUUACUCUUUCUGGCUUCUUCUAGAAGAGAACUUCAGCACUCUGCAGCCAUGAGAGGACCGUUUUCUAUUGAGUGGAUGGCCCAGAGCAGCCAGCCUGCAGGUCCGGAGACCGCCUUGGCCUCUGGACCCGCUGCCUGUGGGACUCAUUCAGAGAGUCUGCCGGGUUUUUACUGCAGACAGAAGUCCGAAAAUGUACCCGGGCAGCAAGAAACCAGGAGCCAAGGCCUCAAUGCUUUCAGUCUGAACUCUCUGCAGCACCAAACCUCUCACAAUAAUCAAGUAUCUGAGGAAGGUUUCAGCAGCGGCACAGAGGAGGAGACCUCCGGCUACGAGAGUGAAGGGGGUCGCUCCCUCUCCCCCUCGGCCCCCACUGACUGCAUCUCCACCUCCACCUCACCGGCAUCCCCUCCCCUGGGGAGGAGACCUCGUACAGCCUUCACGGCGGAGCAGAUCAGCAGCCUGGAGAAGGCCUUCAAGAGGAAUGCUUAUCUGGGAACACAAGACAAGGCCGAGCUCUGCAAGAAGCUCAACCUGUCUGACAAACAGAUCAGAAAUUGGUUCCAGAACAGACGAAUGAAGCUGAAGAGGACGGUGCAGGACGCCCUGGCUCACGCCUGCCAGGCAAACGUUGCAUCUCAGUUCAUGCAUUAUCCCGAGCUGCAGGCCUACAGACCGGGGCCCUACCCCAGAUAUCACUCAGCGGCAGCACGGGACGACCCGGUCGCUGCCUCCUACAUCCAUCCACACAGCCUGCAGUACAGCUCCCCUCUGCCCAGCGUCCCUUCACUGCCCCUGGACUCUUUUUACCAGUACAGCCUCCCAGGAGUCAUGCUGCCCUCUGCCACAACUCAAUUAAUGGGGUCCUACUCGGCUUACCCUCAGUAUUACUGAUACUGUAUGAAGAUGUACUGUGAUCUUUUACUGUGAUAAUCUUUCAGACAAAAUGAGAUUGUAUUAUCUUUUUUUUUAUCUUAUCCUAAUAGGACCAAUGCUAAAGAAAUAUAAGG